AUGGCUGUCAAAAAUGACCAUCUCAACAAGUUCGCCAGUGGUAUCCUAUUCCUAAUGCUUGGACAAACGCUAAGCAAAGGGGUCAAUUUUCUGCUAAAUACGCUGUUAGUGCGAUACCUCUCACCAAGGAUCUUUGGUAUUACGUCUUUCCUAGAGUUUCUACUCUCUACGGUGCUCUUUUUCAGUAGAGAAUCUAUCCGGAUCUCCACAUUAAGAAUCAAAUCUUCAACAGAUACGGGGAAAGACGAGAAGAAAGAGGACGAUGCCAUUGAGAUUUCUGAAGACGUUGCUACGUUACAGUCGUUGAUUAACUUUGGGUAUAUUCCAUUUCUCAUCGGGGUUCCUCUCUCGAUCAUUCUAAUUUCGUGGCAGUAUUCCAAUUUGAACUCGUACUUUGUCGAUCUUCCAUAUUUCAAGAUGUCAAUCUUCUUGAUCUGGCUAAGUAUCCUGAUCGAACUUAUGAGUGAACCCUUCUACUUGGUACACCAGUACUUACUAAGUCACUAUACGCGGUCCAAAUACGAAAGUUUAGGCGUCACAUUUGCAUGCAUUUCCAAUUUCGUGAUUGUUGUUUGGUUUGAAAAGAUGGUUAAUGGUGCCGGGUUCCAACUACACGAUAAUCACAAGCAGGAGGGGAUUGCUAUCUUUGCAUUUUCUGUUGGGAAACUUGUGCAUGCAGUGACAUUGUUGAUAUGCUAUUCGUACAACUACUACUCCACUUCGCAUAAAAAUGCCAAGGGUGAAAGUUACAGUUAUCGCUUAACAAAAGUCGACGCGGGUAAUAAACACGAACAGUACUAUUUCCAAAGCGACACUGUACAGCACUUCAAGAAAGUGUACUUCCAGCUAUGUUUCAAGCAUUUGCUCACUGAGGGAGAUAAAUUGAUUAUCAAUUCCCUAUGUACCGUGGAAGAACAAGGUAUUUACUCACUACUCUCCAAUUACGGUUCUUUGAUUACAAGAUUAUUAUUCGCUCCAAUUGAAGAGUCUUUAAGAUUAUUCUUGGCGCGUUUGUUAAGCGUGCGUUCAAACAAGAACUUGAGAUUGUCCAUGAAGGUGUUGAUCGACUUAACCAAGUUUUAUCUUUACCUUUCCCUAUUCAUCAUCAUUUUCGGACCCACCAACUCUUCAUUCUUAUUGAAAUUCGUGAUUGGUUCCAAGUGGUCAAGCACCACAUUCUUGGAAACUAUUAGAAGCUACUGCUUCUAUAUUCCUUUCCUCUCUUUGAACGGUAUUUUCGAGGCCUUCUUCCAAAGUGUAGCUUCUGGUGACCAGAUCUUUAAACAUUCAUACGUCAUGAUGCUCUUUUCCGGAGUAUUCCUUUUCAACUGUUGGUUAUUUAUUGAGUACUUUGACCUCUCAUUAGAAGGGCUCAUUGUCAGUAACAUUCUCAAUAUGGCAUUAAGAAUAGCGUACUGUGGGAACUUCAUUUUCAAGUUCUACCAUUACUUACUCUCCGAAUCUGUGACCAACAAUACGCAAUCAUUAAAGCCAAAUUUAUCUGCAUUCAAGACGGUUUCUCUCGUUGCUUCUGUUAUUGGAGCUCUGGACUGGUAUUUCAUUGGUUAUGUUGAGAAUAUCCAAGAACUACUGAUCAAUGCCGUAUUGGCCGUAUCUCUUCUCAUCUUCGUCAUUUAUAAAGAAAAGGGUCUCAUCUCGGAACUACUUGCUGCCAAAAACUAUACCGCCUAA
This is a messenger RNA of Kluyveromyces marxianus DMKU3-1042, 1692 nucleotides long. RefSeq names its product glycolipid translocation protein (gene RFT1). Gene Ontology annotation, biological process: glycolipid translocation; dolichol-linked oligosaccharide biosynthetic process. Gene Ontology annotation, cellular component: endoplasmic reticulum membrane. The record is from RefSeq and is a predicted model, not a curated record. The transcript has a single exon. The coding region runs from base 1 to 1692 and encodes 563 amino acids. Lineage: Eukaryota; Fungi; Ascomycota; Saccharomycetes; Saccharomycetales; Saccharomycetaceae.